AUGGGCCGGAUCUUGGCAGAGGCGUCGUUCAACGGCCAUGGCUCCGCCAUGUCCUCGGAGCUUGGACUCUUCUUCUUGUGCGUGGCUGCCGCUGUCAUGGCCGUUGUUAUCUUCAACUGCGGUCGCAGCAACAAGAGGCGGACUACGGCGAAGAAGAACGGCGUAGCCUACUACGGCGGGGGUGCUCCGGUUUAUACUCCUCCCGCUGCUAUCAAAAGCAGUGGCUCCGCCGCCAAAGUUGCAGUAGGUGCAGCGGUGGGAGUUGUCGCCGGUGUGGCUGUCGCUGAAGCCCUCAGCAGCGAUGGUGGAGACGGUGGAGGCGGAGGUGGUGGAGAUGGAGGUGGAUGUGGCUGUUGCGGUGGCUGCGGUGGCGGUGGCGGCUGCGGUGGCGGUGGUGGUUGCGGUGGCUGUGGUGGCGGUGGCUGUGGUGGUUGA
Messenger RNA from Zingiber officinale, 435 nucleotides. RefSeq names its product glycine-rich protein 23-like. Bases 1 to 435 code for a protein of 144 amino acids. The transcript has a single exon. Lineage: Eukaryota; Viridiplantae; Streptophyta; Magnoliopsida; Zingiberales; Zingiberaceae. The record is from RefSeq and is a predicted model, not a curated record.